Molecule: messenger RNA, 6863 nt
Organism: Poeciliopsis prolifica (blackstripe livebearer)
Lineage: Eukaryota; Metazoa; Chordata; Actinopteri; Cyprinodontiformes; Poeciliidae
Gene: ddr1
Product: discoidin domain receptor tyrosine kinase 1
Exons: 20
Coding region: 349-3345 (998 amino acids)
Biological process (GO): positive regulation of kinase activity; cell surface receptor protein tyrosine kinase signaling pathway; multicellular organism development
Cellular component (GO): membrane; signaling receptor complex
Molecular function (GO): ATP binding; protein tyrosine kinase collagen receptor activity; collagen binding
Source: RefSeq, a predicted model, not a curated record
UUCAGAGAGCGACCGAGGAGCGGAGAGCGUCCACGGUGCGCUCCUCCACGGUGCAGGUCAUAUUUGGCCGUCCUUCUUUGUUGACAAGUCUUAAAUAUCUGUGACAAGUGGAAGUCGGCGCUUACAACAAGAACAUUUGACUGUUUCCCGAGUUUUGGCUGAACUACAGACUCCGGACUAUUCUGAAUUAUUCUGGUGGACUCGUGUAGUUAAAGGCAUUGCUGUGUAAAUACAGCUUAUCCCCAAAGUUUGGACCGCUGCUACGACACUCUUCUCCCUGUUUUUCUAAGGUAUGCCUGUGGUCGUCAGUGUGUCUCCGGACACGUAAUCGGGCGCGCUCCUGCUGUCAUGGCCUCCACAACCACGCGGCUCCUUGUCGUCGCAGUGAUCUCUGUUCUGGCGGAGUUCGUCAUCUCAUCAGAGAGUCAUAAGUGGCACUUUGAUCCAACUCAGUGUCGCUACGCCCUGGGGAUGGAGGAUGGCACCAUCCCAGACUCUGACGUCACCGCCUCCAGCGCCUGGUCCGACUCCACAGAGGCCAAACAUGGAAGGCUGAGCACCGGAGAAGGGGACGGAGCGUGGUGUCCGGCCGCACCGGUCUUCCCCAAUGAGUCAGAGUACCUUCAGAUUGACCUCCACAAACUCCACUUCGUGGCUCUGGUUGGUACCCAAGGUCGGCACGCUGACGGUCACGGCCAAGAGUUUGUCCGCAGUUAUCGGCUCCGUUACUCCAGAGACGGAAAGAAAUGGAUCACUUGGCAGGACCGCUGGGGACAAGAGGUGGUGUCAGGCAAUAAGAACACCUAUGAAAUUGUGCUGAAGGACCUCGGCCCCCCGAUUGUUGCCCGUAUGGUCCGGUUUUACCCCCUGGCUGACCGAGUGAUGAGUGUUUGCCUUCGGGUGGAGCUCUACGGUUGUGUGUGGAAUGAUGGAUUGAACGCUUACACGGCUCCGGUGGGACACGUCAUGAACUUGCCCGGCAUGCCGGUCUAUCUAAACGACUCCACCUAUGAUGGCAGCACAGAACAAGGGAUGCAGUUCGGAGGCCUUGGCCAGCUCUGCGACGGCGUCCUGGGAGGAGAUGACUUCAUAGAAACGAAGGAGCUGCGGGUGUGGCCGGGGUACGAUUACCUUGGAUGGAGCAGAGAGGCCCUCGGGCAAGGCAGCGUGGACAUCGAGUUUCAUUUUGAGAAACCCAGACGCUUCAACAAGAUGCAGGUUCACAGCAACAACCGGCACACGCAGGGCGUGCGAGUCUUCAGCAAAGUAGAGUGUCUUUUCAAGCCUGGCCUCCUUCAGCCCUGGUCUUCUCCGGUGCUCACCCUGCCGGUUCCCCUCGAAGAUCUGAAGGACCCCUCUUCACGACCCAUCUCCCUCCCGCUUGGAGGCCGGCCGGCUCAGAUCCUCCGCUGCAAAUUUUACUUUGCAGACCGGUGGUUGCUCAUCAGUGAGAUAUCAUUUCUCUCUGAACCAUUUGAAGAGGAUGAGACGGACGCUGAUCUUCACAAUCAUCGAAAGCCUCCGGACCCGAGUCCGACUCCUCUGGGGAAUGUCACCACCUCUGUUCCCACAUCGAGCCGCGGCUCAUUCAGCACCAGCUCCAAGCCUUCUGAACCCCCCACCACCACCACCCUCAUGAUGGACACCACUGCUAACUGGACACUGUCAGAAUUUGCUGCUGUUACUCCGAGGGCGGGAUUUCCUGUAGCCAAAGAUGACGGCAGUAACACAGCCAUUCUGAUUGGCUGCCUGGUGGGCAUCAUCCUGCUGCUGCUGGCUGUUAUAGUUGUCAUUCUUUGGAGGCAAUACUGGAAAAAGAUUCUGGGCAAGGCCCAGGGCAGCCUGUCCAGCUCAGAGCUCAGAGUCCAUCUGUCCGUCCCCUCGGACAACGUGGUCAUCAACAACACACACAGCUACUCGAGCCGGUACCAGCGCAUACACACCUUUCCUGACGACCGGGACCAUGACAGAGAAGCAGAGGGGGAAUAUCAGGAGCCCAGCGCUCUGCUGCGGCCCAGAGACCAGAGGGACAGCACCACCUUGCUGUUAAACAAUCCGGCCUAUCACGUGCUCCUACCAGAUCACAGAAAAGGCUCCAGAGCCGUAGUCGUCCCGAGAUCGGCUCAGGCUCCGGAAAAGAGCCUGAAUGUGCCCCAGGCUUGUGGUUUGGACUUGGACCUGGAGAAAGGCUUCCCCUCUGCACACGAGGAGCCCCCUCCGUACCCGGGGUCGCCUCCUUAUCCGUCUCUGUCUCCCCCCGUCUCCCCGCCGCUGCCUCCCAGCGUCCCGCAUUAUGCAGAGGCGGACAUCGUCAGUCUGCAGGGGGUCAGCGGCAACAACACCUACGCAGUGCCGGCCCUGGCCUCUUCCAGUCCUGGUGCCGACGCUCUCCCGCUGCCGGAGCUGCCGCGCCAGUGUCUGGUCUUCAAGGAGAAGCUGGGGGAGGGACAGUUUGGGGAGGUUCACCUGUGUGAAAUAGAGAACCCUCUGGACCUCCCAAUCCUAGAGUUCCCCUUUAACGUGAGGAAAGGGCGCCCUCUUCUGGUCGCAGUGAAGAUACUGCGGCCAGACGCUUCAAAGAAUGCCAGGAACGACUUCCUGAAGGAGGUGAAGAUCUUGUCUCGCCUGAAGGACCCAAACAUCAUCCGGCUGCUGGGAGUGUGUGUGAGCAGCGAUCCCCUCUGCAUGGUCACCGAGUACAUGGAGUGUGGAGACCUGAACCAGUAUCUGUCCCAGCGUGUCCUGCUGGACAAAACUGGGCCUUCACACAAUACGCCGACCAUCAGUUAUCCAGCGCUCAUCUCCAUGGCCAGCCAGAUCGCAUCAGGGAUGAAGUUCCUGUCCUCUCUGAACUUUGUGCACCGGGAUCUGGCCACUCGCAACUGCCUGGUCGGCGGUGAGAAGGGAGAGAGCGGAGACGAUCGAGGCGGAGAGCGUCACAUCAAGAUCGCCGACUUCGGCAUGAGCAGAAACCUGUACGCUGGAGACUACUACAGGAUCCAAGGCAGAGCUGUGCUGCCUAUACGAUGGAUGGCCUGGGAGUGCAUCCUCAUGGGGAAGUUCACCACGGCCAGCGACGUGUGGGCGUUCGGUGUCACUCUGUGGGAGAUGCUGAGCGUUUGUCAGGAGCAGCCGUACUCCGACCUCACAGAUGAGCAAGUCAUCGACAACGCAGGGGAGUUCUUCAGAGACCAGGGCAGACAGGUGUAUCUGAGCAGGCCGGCCGUGUGUCCUCAGGGUCUCUAUGAGCUCAUGUUGAGCUGCUGGAACAGAGACUGCAAGCUCCGCCCGUCUUUCGCCAACAUCCACUCCUUUCUUACCGAGGACGCCAUGAACAUGGUUUGACGGAAGAACGACAGGAAGAAAGUUGACCUUUUUGCUUGAGCGGUGAAGUGGGCUGGUGUGGUGGUGGGUGCGUUCACAGGCACAGUGGGGUUACUCGCUUUUGUAUUUUGUACUUUUUGGGCGGGUGGGGCUGAGACACCGCUGGUUCGGUUUUUAUUCCACCUCAGACCCCCAAACGACGUCUUUUUAGUAGGUUACGUAGUAACUGGUGGUGGGUUCAGUCAUCAAAUCAGUUUUCUCUCAUUUCAGAUUGUGUCUCUUCUGAUGCUGCAGAGUUAAUAUGUGGGAAUCAGUCGCACAAAAUACAGUUUCAUGUCUGAAACAUUCAAAUUCAGCAUUUUAAUGUUAUUUGUGGACAAACAGGUGAAUGUGGUCAUGUCACGAAGAACACCUGUCGUUUGGAGGUGAAAGGUCACGCAGGAAUUGUCUUAGUAUUUGUCUCACAGCAUGCACUGUAACUCAGUGAGCUUACUCCCAGCUACGUCCCCUUUGGCCUACUUUUUAUUACGACUCUUCAUUUGAUCUCAGCCCCACAUUCUCGCCCAGUGACCCACAUCCACAAUGUUUGUGGGUAAAUAAGGAGGCGUGGACCAGACAGGAGCAGCCUCCCUGUUUCGUCAGCGUGAACACGUCGCGUCUCCCGUCUUUAAUCGUAACAGUCUGACCUGCAUCUUGCACCCGACACCAAACGAGAAAAAAGGCACAGAAGACCAGAGUCUGCAGCUGCAAAUUAACAAAAAAACAUUUAGUUUUUUCUUCCACCAGAGAGACGUUGCUCUGGGACUCUUUUUCAGGCACCUUGUCAGGUGUUCUUCUUCUUAUCAUUGUUUCUUUAUUUGACUGCAACUCAGUCAGAAAGGAUCGACUUUAAAAUUCCACAAAUCAGCAGCACUUUACCCUACAUGCAUUUCCCCGACUGUGAUGAAACUUGUCUUCAAUGGGUCUGAAUGAUGAUUCCUGAUUCUGAUCAGGACAUACAUCACAAACAUGCACGCUCUCCUGUUAAAAUGCCCGGCUUUUGUUACCUUAAAAAUAAAAAGACAAGCUUUUUUUCACCUUUAUAUGGCAUUCGUCUUGUACAUUUCAACUAAAUAAAUAGAAAAAAAUCAGUGAAAAGUAGAAAAUAUACAAAAAAUAAAUAAACAAACUUUUAUUUCUAUUUUGUUUCACAUCCUUUCUCGAGGUUUUGUCAGAUUUUUAGCCAGGCCCGGAUGUUUUCUUUGGGUAAAAUUACUUCUGUCUUCCAGCCGUACUCCUUGGUCCAUCAUGUAGAGAAAUAAAACUUCCCGCAGCUUCUUGUGUGUUUUUGACUUAAAUUGAUAUCUUCAAAGACAACCUUAUUAAUUGAUCACAUUCACUCUGAUCAACUAAAUCCUGAAAUUGAAUCAAAAUAUCGCAGGUUUUUUUGCACAUUUUCACUCCUAAUAAAUUUGCUUAUUUUACAAUUGCACUGUGAAUAAAUAAAUAUAUAUGUCACAAUAACAGUGCAGUAGGUGAGGAAUGGAUUGACAUUUUUAAAGGCACAGAUGUCCGGCAUGUUAGCAGGAGGAGUGAAAACGUCUGAGACCUUCUCUGCCAAACCAUUAGAUGUAAAAAAUUGUUUUAAAACCUGGAAUGGCAUUCUGGAUUCAAACAGCAAUCCCAUGUAAGCUUUCAGAGCGCCGAGAUGUUACUGAUCUUAUAAUUUUCUUUUAUAUCACUGUAAUUUCAUGGCAUUAUGCAAACGGGGAAUUCUGGGAUUCCUGAUGUUUUUUUUGUUUGUUUGUUUAGUUUUUUUUUGGAGUGAAAGUCGAUCUCUGUGUUGAUCCAUGUGUGAGCUGACCGCAGUGGAACCAGUACUUCAACCUUACUGUCUGUACAGCACUGUAAAUCUGAGAUCACCCUGAUUGUGAAGUAAUACUUGUUUAGUGAUUGGUUGUGCCAUUUCAUUCAUUUUGAUACACUGUAGUUCACUUUUUUUUUCUUUUUUUUAAGCUUGGUUAUAGUAAAAAGUAUGUACACUCACUUUCAAUUUAAGGGAUUUCAAGAGAUGUUUUUGGUUGUCACCAGAUUAUUUCCUGAAAUGAACAAAAUCAUAUUACUGCAUCAUUAUUUAUGAUAAAGAAGCUGUAGCAGCAAUAGCCUGAAGACCUGCCUCCUGUUUGAGGUGCCUUGGUUCUUUUUGUUCAACAUUGCUUGAAUUUGCUACAUUUCUCCAUCUCAGUUGUGUUCUAGCUUGAAGGGGAAAACAGUUUACAUGUAUUUACAAAAUAAAAGUCGAAGAAUAUGAAAUAAGAUGGCAUGAAAUAAUAAGAGAAAGCACAUGAAAGUUGGCAAAUAGAGACUGCGUGAUGAAUGUAUUGCCAAUUUAUAAGGAGGAUUGUCCGGUGAAGAGGAGAAAGUCAGGAGAAAUGUUGUUAGUGCAAUAGCUUGGAGACUCAGCAAACCAGCACCCUACAUAGGAGCUUAAAGGUACAGUUUGAGCUAGAAAAUUAUCUCCUUCUCACUAAAGCCAUAGAGAACCACUGGCCUCCAGGUGGUGCUGUUACACCUUCUUCAUCCAUAUAUUGAAGUGCUUCCUGUUAUUGAUGGUUUCAACUCAAAAUGUUUGUUUAAAAAAAAGUGUGCUUUAAAAUUACUUUAAAAACAUAUUGAAAGGCUGAUUGACUUGUGUUUCAUGCUGGUACAAGUUUUAACCCAGAACACAGUUUACUCUCCUUGUUGCCCUUUGAUGUUCAACAGGGCAAUGACUUGAAUUAUUCAGCUUAAUUUCAAAUUUGACUGAAAUCUUGGGAUUUCUUAGCGGAUUUCUUUAGAUGCUUCUCAAGCACCAGAUGUUUUUAGCAUAAGCUCUUUUAUUUAAUGGGUGAAUGUGUCGAUAUCCAUAUAAAAUGUCUAUCCAAUAGUUGUUCAACCUUCUAAUUGUGUUGUAUCAAAGAUUCCUCGUCCAGAUUGAGGUGAAUAAAGUCUAAAAUGGUUUUAUUUGAAUUAUCUGGUUCCAAAUUGUGCAGAAAAGGUUGUAUAACUGUUCAGUUUGAUGGCCAAAAACAUGUUUUUUUCAGGUCUCUGUUGCCAUUACACAUUAGCAAGCUGCUAAAACUUCAGUUUUCACAUAAAUAGCUGAUUAACUGUAUUUGUUCAGCACUCAGUUAACUCAAACAUGUUGAGACUGCAGUGUCUCUAUUUAUUAAAGAAUGUGUCUCGGUUCAGGUUGUGUCAACUCAAUUUAAAAAUCUGGUGAUGACCAACACAUUUUUGUCCCUUUUAGUAAAAUUAUAAUAUUGAAGUUGGUUGUACUUAACAUUUUCCUAUAAUUCUUCCCAAUCUGUCUGAUUUCACAGUAUGUACAUAUUCAAAGGACAGGAUUACAGUUUUCUUUGCUAAUGUAUAGAUAACUCCCUGUCACAUUUUUAUCAUUGCUCUAGAAACGCUUGUUACCUUCAAGCUCUUAUUCAUUGCUGUUCUAUUUUUGUAGAUGUUUUAUUAAAGUUACCCUUUUCAAAUAAAACUGAACAGGCUCACACUGUGUACAAACACCA